This is a messenger RNA of Glycine soja, 2031 nucleotides long. RefSeq lists its product as uncharacterized. The transcript has 2 exons. Bases 63 to 1709 code for a protein of 548 amino acids. NCBI's taxonomy places the organism in Eukaryota, Viridiplantae, Streptophyta, Magnoliopsida, Fabales, Fabaceae. The record is from RefSeq and is a predicted model, not a curated record.
AAACCACAUUUAUUAUCACACAAACGUUACUCAAUCUCCUUUUGUCCAAGAAAAACACAACAAUGGGGAACCAAUCCUCUUCAAACAAGAUAGAAACUCUUCCCAUCGACACAACAUUUAAGCUUCCAGCAAAUAUACCAGUUUGGCCACAAGGUGGUGGAUUUGCUACUGGAACCAUCAACAUAGGAGGGCUAAAAUUGUUUCAAAUUUCAACAUUCAACAAAGUUUGGAAAACCUUAGAAGGUGGACCAGGUGAUGCAGGGGCAGCUUUCUUUGAGCCAGCAGGAAUACCUGAGGGAUUCUUCACACUAGGCCACUACAGCCAACCCAACAACAAGCCUCUUUUUGGAUCAAUUCUGGUGGCAAAAGAUGAGACAUCAUCAGGUGACAAUAAUGGAGCUUUGAAGAAACCAAUUGAUUACACACUUGUGUGGAGCAGCAAGUCCCAAAAGAUCAAGCAAGACAAAGAUGGCUAUAUUUGGCUACCAACAGCACCUGAUGGCUACAAAACCUUAGGCCAUGUUGUCACCACCACACCUGAGAAGCCUUCACUUGACAAAAUCAGGUGUGUUAGGUCAGAUCUCACAGACCAGUGUGAGAGAAGCUCAUGGAUUUGGGGACCAGACAAGAGCAGUGAUGAGAAAGGUUUCAAUGUUUAUGAAGUGAGGCCAAGCAAUAGAGGGACUCAAGCUCCUGGUGUGCUUGUAGGAACAUUUUUUGCUCAUAAUGGUGAAAUUCCUUCCCCUCUCCCUAUUGCUUGUUUGAAGAACACCAACAUGAACUUCUCCUCCUCCAUGCCUAAUUUGCCUCAAGUUAAGGCACUUGUCCAAGCCUAUUCUCCAUUCAUGUACUUGCAUCCUGAUGAAGAGUUCCAACCUGCUUCCACCAAGUGGUAUUUCACAAAUGGGGCAUUGCUUGUUAAGAAAGGAGAAGAGUCCAAACCUGUGCCAAUAGACCCUACAGGUUCUAACCUUCCUCAGGGUGGCAACAAUGAUGGUGAGUAUUGGUUGGACCUUCCUUCUGACAAAGCCAACAAGGAAAGGGUGAAAAAGGGUGAUUUCAAGAGUUGCCAAGCCUAUGUUCAUGCCAAACCCAUGUUUGGUGGAACAUUCACUGACCUUGUCAUGUGGGUUUUCUACCCAUUCAAUGGGCCUGGAACAGCCAAAGUAGGGCUCAUAGAUAUUCCACUAGGGAAAAUAGGAGAACAUAUUGGAGACUGGGAGCAUGUGACACUAAGAGUAAGCAAUUUCGAUGGAGAACUAAAAAAGGUGUAUCUCUCACAACAUAGCAAUGGUCAAUGGGUUGAAGCUUCUCAGCUCGAGUUCCAAAGUGGGAACAAAUCAGUGUGCUAUUCCUCCUUGAAUGGCCAUGCCAUUUAUCCAAAAGCAGGACUUGUCAUGCAAGGCCUUGAUGGGAUUGGAAUAAAGAAUGAAACUAAGAAGAGUGAGAAGGUGAUUGACAUGGGUGUUGGUUUUGAAGUUGUUUCUGGUGAGUAUUUGGGGUCAGCAAUUGUAGAACCACCUUGGUUAAACUUUUUGAGGCAAUGGGGUCCAAAAAUCACUUAUGACAUUGCAAAGGAGCUGGACAAUUUGGCGAAGGUGUUCCCUGCUUUGGAAGCCCUUGAAGAUGGUUUGCCAAAUGAGUUGUUGGGACAGGAGGGACCCACAGGACCUAAGCUCAAAAGAAAUUGGCAAGGUGAUGAGGUUUGAAAUGGAAGACUUGGUGAAUGGUGGCAUUAUUGACACCAUGCAAUUAAAAAAGGAGACUUUAAUUUGGUUGGUUUGCACUAUCUGUUUUGUAUUUUUAUAGGGUUCACAACAAACAUGUAUUUCUUAAUAAUAACUGACAAAGUUGUUUCUUGUUUGUAUUUGCAUGCCAGCUUUUUCGGGUGUUCCCACAACAUUAAAAAGCAUGUGAUAUUGCUCUUUAAAUAGUAGGUAGAUGGAGGACAGAAGAAAAUUGAAAAGAUUUUUGUGUGCACUUGGCUUAUAAUGAUUAUUUUCCCCAAAGAUAUAAAUAUUUUAUCACUAA